AUGGCCGCCAAACACGAGGAGCCCCAAUCCAGAAUGGCCCUUGACGUUGUGAGCGGCUCGUCCACUCUCACGAUCCCCAACUUCUCACAGGCCCCGUCACCGGGAGUGGGCAAGUUCUUGUCCAGCGAGGUGUUUGCCGCUGGCGGGUCCGACUGGGCGAUCCGAUUCUUCCCCGGCGGCAGGAACCCCAUGAACAGUGACUACACAUCGGUGUAUGUCGCGCUGAUGAGUGACGUCUCGCGGGUGGACUGGAGGGCGUUGUUUGUGCUCUUGCUAGAGGACCAAAGCGGGAACAACAAUCACCUGGUCGAAAUUUUCGAGCAAUCCCUUGAGAGCCUCGACUACCCGGCCACGUACGGAAACAUGUGGGGAAACCCUACGUUCGCCAAGAGAGAUCGUCUUGCGGCAUCGUGCUACCUCAAGAACGACACCCUUAUCCUGCACUGCGUCGUUGGAGUCGUGAACACCCGACUUGAGGGGCCCAUAAGCUACAGAGUUGUCGUUCCGCCGUCGGACAUGGGUCAGGAUUUGAAGGCCCUCUUGGAUUCUGGAUUGGGUACCGAUGUAAAUUUUCUAGUUGGCUCCGAAAUUUUUAAAGCCCACAAAGUGAUUCUCGCUGCUCGAUCUUCGAAAUUCGAAGCCCAGUUUUUCGGUGGGCUCGGCGACAGUAACAAGAAGUAUGUCUGGGUGAAGGACGUGGAUCCUCCUAUUUUCAAGGCUAUUCUAGAAUUCAUCUACACCGACGAGUUUCCCGACAUCAGCAUUAGCCAGAUCGAGAGCUCCACCUCCACCAAUGUGCUGAUGCAUUUAAUGGCUGCUGCUGAUUACUACUGUGUCAAUAGAUUGAGAUUACUAUGCGAGUCAAGGUUGAGCGAGAAUAUCACCACCGCUACGGUGGCCGCUAUGGUUGUGUUUGCUGAUCAGCACCAAUUUCACAAGCUAAAGGCAAUAUGCCUAAAAUUUGCUAUGGCAAACUUGGAAGCGGUGAUGGAAUCGGAAGGCUUUAAGAGCCUAAGGGAUAUUUGCCCUUCCGUGAUGUCGGAGUUCUUGGCUCUCGGAGCAGCAUGGUCCGCUUAA
This is a messenger RNA of Rhodamnia argentea, 1077 nucleotides long. RefSeq names its product BTB/POZ and MATH domain-containing protein 3-like. The transcript has 4 exons. Gene Ontology annotation, molecular function: protein binding. The coding region runs from base 1 to 1077 and encodes 358 amino acids. Gene Ontology annotation, biological process: protein ubiquitination. NCBI's taxonomy places the organism in Eukaryota, Viridiplantae, Streptophyta, Magnoliopsida, Myrtales, Myrtaceae. The record is from RefSeq and is a predicted model, not a curated record.